AGAAAGCCUUGGGGAUACUACCGACCACCGGGACACCAGAUAUACGCAAAGAUUUCACCGGAAACAGUUUGGACGCUGUCUAUGAAUUACGGAUUCUCAAGUACUAAAGAGGAUUAACUCUGAUAACACCAUUUUCAGGAAGCUUGUCAACAGAGGUCAAAGCAUACACACAUACAUCCCUGACAACAAACGGAUUACAGUAGGGUGGGUGAGUCGGGGAUGGCCUGGGCGUCCAAGUGCGCCAGGAUUAGAGAGCAGACAGAAGCUACCGGUCUGUGCUUAGGUGGCACGGGAAACAGGAGACUUUCUUCCGGCCCUGGAGGCAGCCAAGCCCGCUCGUGUACGGACAGACUCCUAGAGCCAGGCUCUCAGAUGACCCCACUACCAGCUGCCAGUCCUCGGCUGUCCUCGCCUUUCCUCGCAGGUGACACUAACUGGGAUUCCUAUGCUACCACGAUGAAGACAGCAUUCACACCUAAAAGAGGGAUGGUGCCUGAUUUAAUACGCCCAAAGAGCACCAGAAGAUUAGGAUAUUCUUACUCGAUUAAUGAUCCUAUUCUGAAUGAGACCCAGUACCAUGAUGAGUAUACCUGGAAACUACAUUCUAAAGAAAAUACGGCAAAACCCAGGACUUCAAGAGGAGUAAGGAACCACAAAGCCCACCUUGGUCAAGAAUUCUCUCAGUGGACACCCCCUCAAGGGAAACAAACUGACCAGUUCCCUUGGAUAGAGCCUCCUUCAGCAGAAAGAGUACAUGAUGCAAUAGCCAAUCAGUUUGUCUCUUGUACCAAGAGGGACUUCGUGGACCUGACUCAAUCUAGGAAGACUAUGAAAAAAUUUCCAAGGUCCCGGGACUUGACAUCAUUACUUCCCCGGCCUCUGGACACUGAAUUUCGAUAUAAUUACCAAAUUCCAGCUAAGAUUCCUGAGUUGAAGGAUUUUAGCUUCAAAUAUGGAUGCUACUCAAACCUACGGGUUCCUUCCCAGGGUCUAGUGCCCUCUGUGCUGUGUAGCUAUAUUCGGAACCAGGAACGAACAAAGAAGCAGACUACGUACGAGAGUGACUACGGGAAAGCCAGCCUAGACUUCUUGACAAUCUUAGACUCAUUCACGCCCUCCCAAAUCCAGGAGUAUCUGCAAAGUAUUUCCUACAAAGAUUCCUCAGGGCCAGGCUGUCUCUUCAGGAAGAACCAAGAGGCUGCCAGAAGUCUGCUGCUCUCAAGUCCCCGAAGACACAACAGAAGCCAGAAAGAAGCCCACCACCAAAGCCAGGCUGCCUGCCUGUUCUCUUCACCAGUUUUGGUGCAAAAUGUGUAAAACCACUCUGCAUUUCAAGGGCUCGUUGUACCUUUAGGAGCUGAGUUCCUUGGCCCCACAGAAGGAGUAAUUUUGCUACCUGCAGAAGCAGCUAGCAUCUGUCCAUGGACCAAGGACUGGUCAUACCAUAUGCAGCCAUCACACUGGACACACUCUGGUUUCCUACUCUCUGUUCAUGAGCAAUCUUGGCCUUGAUCCCCAAGACCAAAAGCCAGGGACGCCUCUGCUAACUGCUGUUAACUUGACAUCUGUUCUCCCCAGGGA
Mastomys coucha (southern multimammate mouse) is the source of this 1581-nucleotide messenger RNA. It is a transcript of the gene Tex26, whose product is annotated as testis expressed 26. Bases 220 to 1317 code for a protein of 365 amino acids. Gene Ontology annotation, cellular component: cytoplasm. The transcript is spliced from 7 exons. The record is from RefSeq and is a predicted model, not a curated record. Lineage: Eukaryota; Metazoa; Chordata; Mammalia; Rodentia; Muridae.